Messenger RNA from Ailuropoda melanoleuca (giant panda), 5197 nucleotides. It is a transcript of the gene IL17REL, whose product is annotated as interleukin 17 receptor E like. Lineage: Eukaryota; Metazoa; Chordata; Mammalia; Carnivora; Ursidae. The record is from RefSeq and is a predicted model, not a curated record. Bases 73 to 1749 code for a protein of 558 amino acids. The transcript has 15 exons. Gene Ontology annotation, molecular function: interleukin-17 receptor activity.
UCUUUGGGGCUGGAACUGCAGGCCGGGAAGGCAAGGAGCCGCUUCCACAGGGCAUCCUGCAAUCUCGCCCCCAUGCACGCGGGCCAGAUGCUGGCUGGCCCAGCAGUGAUGUUCCUUUCCCUGACCUGGAGCACCUGCCCUGGCCUGGCCAUCCCCCAGAUUGCAGAAUGUGGCCUCUCUUGUUCUCAGGGCUUCACCUGCAAGAGCCGAGUGAACCGGAACAUUUUUAACAACUUCUGCCGGCAACCCCCCACAUCCAUGUCCCCGUUGGUCCUGGAGGCCCUGAAGCUCUCCACGGCCAUGAAGUGUGCCCCCCACGAUGGCUGCUCCCUCCUUCUGCGCGUGCAGGCAUCCCUUGUGCUGCAUGAGAGCCUGCGGGGCCUGGAGGCCUGCUCCAUGAAUCUGGACACCCAGGAGACUCAGUGUCAGAGCGUGCGGGUCUCCAGAGCCUCCCGCCAACUGCAGGUGGGGCGGCAGGUGAGGCCAGCACCUGACCCAGACCUGCUGGUCCCACCCAAGCCUUUGCCAGGCAGGAGCAGCUGUCCCCUGGGAGCUCCUAGCUGCCUUCCCUUCCUGGACCUGAUCCACCCAAGGCCCGAGGCCUGGGGACCCCUUCUCCUGGGUUCCAGCUGUGCGAGGUGGAGCUGGCCUGGCCAGGGAUGGGUAGCUAGAGACCCCAGGUCCACCUGGCUCACACCUGUGCAUGCCCAGCUCCAGGUGCAUUUUGAUUGCUUCGAAGUGAGUGCAGCUCAGAACCUCUACGUCACCCUGAGGACAGUCCCCCACUUCUGUGGGGUCCAGCUGGACCAGCAGUACCAUGUGGAAGACUGCAGAGACAAGGACGUGGGGAGGAACGUGCCCGUCUGCUUUGCUGAGAAGUUCUCCUACUGGGUGGACCGAAGUGGCAAGGUCAUCCUGGUCCAGGUGCCUGAGGCCCCCGGGGGCCCCGACUACUACGUCCGGCUCUGCCUCAAGUGGUUCACCUGCGAGGAUGUGGGUGCCCCAGUGCGGGUGACAGUGAACAGGAUAUCCCGCACCGUCUCUCUACCCUACAGCCAAGAGCUGCCGUGCCUGUGCCUUGAGGGCUGGUCUGCGACCCCUGACGCCGUGCGGAUGCAGGCCUGUCCCUUCGAAGAUGAGACAGAGGCCCUUUGGGACGCUGUCCGCUACCACCCGGGGGACCAGGCCCUGAGCUGGGAGCCUGCCUGUCCCGUGAGUGGCCACGUGAGUCUGUGCUGGCGCCCGGGGCCUGGGGCCCUUUGCCACACCCUGGAGCACUCCGGCCGGCCGGCACACGGCAGGGUGCAGUACCCCCGGGUGGACACACAGCCCCAGCUCUGCCUGAAGUUCUCCACCAGCCGGGGCUUCUGGGUGAGGUGCCCUUUCCAAGAGCGAGGCUUCCAAGCCUGGAAGAUGACCGCCCAGCCAGCAGCCUCUCAGAGCCACCUCCGGGUCACCUUCCUCUCGCCCAGCGCGGCCCGUUUCCAGGUGUACCUGUGUCACCAAAGGAAGACGUGGCCCCCUGCCUGCCGCCCCGUGCUCCAGGCCACGGCCCUCCCUCCAGCCUCAGGUGACGUCAUGGCUGACCCUGCGGUAGCUUUUGUGGACAUUCCCAGGGACGAGGCUUGUGUACCCAACACCUGCAUCCAGGGCUGGAGGACUGAUGUGCACUUCUCUGCCCCCCAGCAGCUGUGCGAUCUUCAGUGCACUGCCACUGGGGACAGCAGACUGGGGCCAGGAGCCCCAUGAAGCACGAGCGAGUACCCUGGCUGAAUGUUGGGGUACAGUGGAGGCCAGCUCACAUCUGGGCCCCAGGUCUCUGGCAACGAAGGCCAGGCCUCAGAAUUUGGAGGUGGCUCACCUGAACCCAGGCUGUGGGUCCAGCCACCUUCCGGCUCCCCAGAGGCCCGCGGCUCUUCGGGGGCCCUCAGGCUAGGCCUGGGGCUUUGGGUCAGAUGAAGAACUUUCAGCCCCUUCCUGAACCCCCUCGGUGAAAGCCUACGGAAUGGCUGGGUGGGCUGCCCUCUCUCCCAGAUGGCUUGGCCUCUGACCUGCCCUGUCUCAGCUUGGUGCAGCCUCCCUCCGCCUGUGGUCAUGGCCAGCAUCACUGGCAGAAGGACCAGGGCCUGGCCACUGCCUGAUGGCUGCCGGCGCUUUCCCACGGCUCUGGGGAGCAGAGCGUGACCCCACAUGUUCUGCAGCUCAGUUGGCUCAGAACCACCUCCAGCCCCUGCCCAGAGCACUCCAGGGUCCGCAUGCUAGGUGGCCCCUACUGCCCGGGCUGAGCCUCCACCCGCCCCCCUGCACCAGCCCUCGCAGAGGUCAGGCCCCCUUCCACUCUCCGGCCCCCCAGCCCAGCCAGUCCAGGGAAGGCUGGCCACUUCCUGUGGCCUCGGGAACCACCUUCCAGGUUGUGCCAUUCCCAGAAGUAUCACACUCCCUGAGGGCCACCAGAGAGGGACCCACACCCCAGACCAGGGGUCUCCCAGAAGCUGGCUGUCAGAUGGGCCCCACAGAACUCGUGCUGGCUCCCAAGGACCAUCAGGCUGCCCUUCCUGAGCUGCCAUCAUCUGGAGUCUGGGAACCCUCUCCACCUGGCCACCGUGCACCCAGGGACAGGCAGCCCGGGCCUGGCCCCUGGACGGCCGGCUGUGCUGCCCUCUGCAAAUGCACUCCUGCCUCCAGGGCCUGUCUCGCUCUCCCUCCUUCUCCCUCCCUUAAUGGGGGCUGCAGCCCCCAGCAAACUAGGAGGUGGGCCAAGCCAGUACGCACCCCCCCCCCACUCAGUAAACACUUGUCCACCUAGCUCGCCUCUUCCCAUGGACAGAGAUGGGGUCUGCGGGGCAAGGUAGCCCCUUGGGGCAAGUGGGUUGGCGGGGAGGAUUAUGGGGCCCAGGCGCACCUGUUAAUAUGGGGCCAAGGUGGGACUGCUUCCGGAGGCGAGGGUGGAACCAGACUGCAGAUGGAGCCUGCUAGCCCCCUACCACGUAAAAGCCCCCAAGCUGUCCCCGAGGACACCCCAACGGCUGGAGAUGCCAAUACCCCGAAGGCCUGCCCCCAGGCUGUGUGUGCGAGGGAGAGUGAGAGGAAGAGGGGUGUUCAACUGGUCCACCCCUGUUGGUGCUCAGCCUCAUGAUGGAGGGGGGCAGAGCAGGGCUUGCCCUUUCCUGAAGCCCCCCUCUACUGUCCCCAUAAAGUGGCUGCCAGAGGCCUGGUCAAGUCAGGAGCUGACAGAGGGAUGGGACGCUGGGGGAGUGGGGGUCAGGGAGGCCUCACCCUCGGGUCCCAGGCCCCUCACUCCUACCCUGGGUCAGGGUUUAGGGGCUGGCAGGCUGUGGCUCUGUGCUCACCACGUUUCCUCACUGAACAGCGUUUGGGAGCAUGGGGUCCUCUGGAGGCCCUUGUCUGCCUGGGGUGCUCCCUCCCCAUCAAGGCCCAGGGCGGGGCAAGCGACCAGAGUCCUGCCUAUGGCUGGGCUGCCCCUGCCUGGAGUUCCUGCUCCCCUCACCUGGGCCACCCAGGAGCCCCGUGGCCAUGCAGAGAGACCCUGGCUCUGACCCAGGGCUACCCCUGGAAAUCCUGACCAGGUGUAGGCUCCCUCAAGACUUGCUGCGGCCCUGACCUUCCAAAGCUGGGGGAAACUGAGGCCCAAACAGGCCAUGACUGCGUUCCUCUCAAAGAGGUUCAGGGCUAUGGGGAACUGGCUGAGGCGGGGAUGCUUGGGUUCCAGCUUCCCAGCUGUCCACGUGUGCGCUGCCACCAAGUGGCAGUGGUGUUCAGUGAUCCAACCUCUGCACCGAGAUCUGAGACCACACCCAGGGCCCGGGGGCCCGGCAGGCCUGCCUUGGCCAGUAACACCGACCCCUACCUCAGCCCGAAAUCUCAUCCCCACCUUAGGCCACUCUUGCCCAGCAGUAAAAUGCUGAUGACUUCAGGCCCCAAGAUGGGGAGGACCGAAGGUAGGUGGCUAGGUCACCCAUGUCAGGGCUCACAGUUGAACUGCAGGGAGCCUUCAGGACAUCUGUGUGCCCCAUUCAUUCACUCACCCAUUCUCAAGCAGGUGCUGAGUACCCACUGGGUGCCCCACUGACCCACCACCAGGAAUUAAGAUCACUGCCCCUGCAGCUGAGGACCAAUGGGUCUGCCCUGGACUGAGGGGCUGAUUGGGUCAGGAUUCUCAGCCCUGAAGCCCAGCAAAUGGGGACCAUCGGUCACCCUACCUGGAGCCAAUGUUUGCGUGGGGGAGACAGACCACAAACAGGUUAAUGACAUAAACUACAUGGGGUGCCCAGUGUCAGUGUGAGGCUGGGGAGAAGAAGGCUGGGAAAGCAAACGAAGUAUGGGAGGGGGUGCCGGCUGGAAUAGGGUGGUCCUGCUGCCAUGUGAGCAGAGACCGCAGGGAUGAAGGGUCAUGAACUGCCUGGUUCUAGCAGGAUCUGACAGGUGAGAGGUGGGGUGUGGCAGGCAAGUGGGGCCAUGGGAUGUCCUGGCACAGCUCCCAUGGGUAUGAGUGAAACAGACCAACAUUUAGCCUCAGUGCCUGGAGGGCAGAGCCCCAUGGGCUGAAGAGGGACAGAGCAGCUGGGGGUGGGGUUUGGACGUGCUAAGUUUGAGCUGCCUGUCAGACAUAGAUUCACUCACCAGCGCUUAUGUAGUGACUGCUGUGCCCCUCCUCAGUGGUCAACGGGGACACGGGUCCCUGCCUGAGGCAGGGGAUCAACACACCAAUACAAACCAUGAGUGAGUCCUCUAGGACGUGAAAAGGGCACUCAGAAAGGAAAGGCAGAGCAAGAUAAGGAAAGGAGCUGGUCCGGGGUCUCAUGCAAGGACAAGAAGGAGGUGAGGGAGUCAGUGGAACCACUGGGAAGAGCAAUGAAAAACAGUCUCCCGGCGGGCCAGUGAGUCCUCUCCACAACGGCUGAGAAGGAUGAAACAGUUUUGCUAUUGAAUAAACACUUCGAGAUUGCAAGGCAGAGACCCCACCCCUCCGUAUCAGCCAGGCAGGUACAACCCACUGCACACACGAUCUUGAGAAAUGGUAACUUGUCCAAAGUGCCCCUGACAUAAUGCCUGUUUCAUGUGAUCAUAAUAUAAGCACCCCAGCUCUCUUUGGUUAUCUGCAUGGAGUAUCUGAUCCCACCCUUUUAUUUUCAACUUCUUUGUGCCUUUGUAUCUAAAGUGAGUCUCUUGGGGGACA